UCUGCCUCAUAUGCUGUCCAUGCACACACCAAGGGCCUACCAUACAAACGUAUAUGAGAAAAUCAGAUAGCCUUAACUUAGAUACAGAAACACACAACAUAGGAGAGUUAUUUCUAGGAGCUUGGACAUACUUCGGAGGUGCACGGACUCCGUUUGACGAGCUAAGGCUGAAGACAAACGAUUAAAUCAAGCCAGCCUGUCUGGUAAGAACCGCCGCAGCCGCCAUGCCCGGUGAUGAUAAACCACAACAGACCCGGCAAAGGAAGAAGAACAAAAAGUCCCGAUCCAACAGGAAGAGUCCCACUGCCCAUCUUCAAGACAUCCUAGAUGCACAAGAUGACCUCAUAUCAUCCCAGGUUCUCCAGCCAUCCCCUAAAAAGCUGCCAGAGGAGAGGCCCAAAGUGGAGGAGGAGUCAACCGUUGCGAUCUGUCUCCAGGUGCUCUUCCCCUACCUGCUGGCUGGGAUGGGGAUGGUGAUGGCCGGCAUGGUGCUGGACAAUGUACAGCACUGGGAGGUGUUCAAGGUGAUAACGGAGGUUUUCAUCCUGGUUCCGGCUCUCGUCGGCCUCAAAGGAAACUUGGAGAUGACCCUGGCUGCUCGGCUCUCCACCGCCGCCAACACAGGCCAAAUGGAUGAUCCAGACAAACAGUGGACCAUGGUGUGCAGCAACUUGGCUCUCAUUCAGGUCCAGGCCACGGUGGUGGGCUUCCUGGCAGCAGUGGCAGCCGUCUGCUUGGGUGCGAUCUCCAGAGGAGGAGUAGAGCUGGACCAGGCGGCCGUCCUGUGUGCCAGCAGCAUCACCACUGCCUUCGUAGCUGCUCUGUCUUUGGGCCUGGUGAUGAUUGGAGUGAUCGUCGGCUCCAGGAAGGUGGGAAUCAACCCGGACAACGUGGCCACGCCCAUCGCCGCCAGCCUGGGGGAUCUGAUCACACUGUCCCUGCUGGCCGGGGUCAGCAGCAUGCUCUACCAGUACAAAGACCUGUGGUACCUGUCCCCCUCCGUGUGCCUGCUCUUCCUGGCUCUGAUCCCGCUGUGGGUGGUGUUGGCCCGACAGAGUCCGCAGAUCAAAGAGGUUCUCCGCUCUGGCUGGCAGCCUGUUAUAGUAGCCAUGUCCAUUAGCAGUUUUGGGGGCCUUAUCCUGGACAAGACAGUGAGUGACCCCAACUUUGAGGGGAUGGCUGUCUUUACACCUGUUAUUAACGGAUCUUACCACAGAGAGUGGAAUUGUUUCAUAUGCGAGAAGAGAUCACUUUGUACACCAGGCACCAGACUUUCAGAAGUCAGCUCAGGAAUCCCAAGCAUGUCAUGGAGCACCAUGAUCAAUCCAUCCCCAUGUUCUGCAGUUCAGAGCUUCUCAAAAUGCUCCAGUGCUUUUAAAGCCUCCUUCUGUUUACAUCCCAGCAGCUCUACAUGGUUCAGCAUCACUGACUUCAACAUGCUUUCAUAUUGGAGCCAAAUGUUUCCUGGAGCAUCAUGGAUGACUUUAGACUUCUCUUUUGCCUCUCAGACAACAUAUGGUUUCAGUUCAUCCCACGAUUGCAAUUUAAAUCAGGCUGGGGCAAAAAAGAGGAAAUGCUUGAGUUGGAGCAGCAUUGCAGGGUACAGCAGCUCCAGGCUGUGGCUCCUUUCAGCUCUGAUCUGGUGGUUAUGAUUUUUGCUCAGGACUAUUCAAACUCAAAUGUUAUUUUUAUUCCAUUUUAAUGGUAUUUGCAAGUUUGAUGCUGUUUUAUUUUAGUGACAAUCCUCCAAUGCUGCUGGAGUUUUAAGAGGAAUAGUUACUGUGUCUGUAAAAGUAUCUACAUCCCUUUAACUUGUUCAUAUUCUCUCUUAUUACAAUCACAAGUUCAACAUAUCUUGGGAAUUUUAUGCACUAGGCAUAAAAUUGCAUAAUCGUGAGGAGGAAAGAAAAUACAAAUUAGUGCUCAGUUAAUUUUGAGCCCUGAGUUUCUGGAUMUUUCUAGCAACCUUCCAUGCUUAUAAUUCAAAUAUUGUUUUGUUUGCAUUUUUCAGCAAAUUGAAACUGUUUUGAAUAUCCAUAACCGGAUUCAGUAGAGAAAUUCAUGUUCAGUCAUCCUGUCAGUAAACUCACAUGGGACCUGUCUCAGAGGGAAACAUUGGGAGAGAGCUGGAGACACUCUGGAUUCUUCCAAAAAUGAUUUCUGAUUACUAACAAGAUUAAAGAAGUCUCCUAUUAAAAAUAUUCAUAAAAAUCUACCCUAAUAAAAAUCAGGCUAGAUUUUUAUUACUGAUAAAAAUCUACCCUGCUCAGAUGAAUAUCAAUUCUAGAGUCAAGAGAACGUUUUAUAUAAGUGCACGUUUUGUGAUUCCUGUCCUGCAGCUGUUCUCUACCACAGAUUCUGUUGCUCAGAAUCUGUGACUUUAUCCACAACAUAGAAACACAAUAUAUUCUCUUAUGGAAACACAGCUUAUGGUUUAUGUUUUUGUAACAUUUUGGCACUAAGCUAACUCUGUAGAGCUGAAUGUACAUUUUUGAAAAUGUUUUUCAUUUCAUAUCGUCAUUGCUUUGGGAUGACAGUAUGUCAUUUGUUGCAUUGUCAUCACACAAAAUUGUAAAUAAAAUACAUUGAAGUUUGGAAAAAAAGUGACAAAAUGUGUGGAAAAACCCUUAUGUAAGGCUCUGGAGUUUCAAGUUGGAAAAAAUGUGCUAAAGCACAAGUGAAGGCAAGUUAAGGGGGAAAAAAAGAGGCCUGUAAUGGAGCAGUUUGGCUGUGAGGCGAUGCAUGCAGAGAUCCUCUGAGUAUAGGAGAGAAGUCAGUGUGAACCACUGAUGGUGCACAGCCAGAGUCCCACACAGCUGACAGGGCCUUUAAUAACCAGCCACUCAGCCUGUCACUCGCUCUCAUUUAGUUUCCACUCUGGUUCUCUAUUCUUCCUCUCUGCUCAUUUCCAAGUUUGCCAAUCUGGUUCAAAUUUCCUCUGAUCUGCUUAUAAAACCAGGCAGAUUUUUUCUUUUUUUUCCAUUUUCCUAAAAACCCAUCUGUCAUUGUUAAAAGUUUUAUAUUUGAGAUCCUUGAAAAUGUGUCUGACAUAAAUGUGUUAAGCUCAGAGACCCUUGUCAACAGCAAAAUGAAUAUGACUAUUAAAAAUAAGGCAGUGACGAGCUUAAUAAAUAAUCUCAGACCAAAUAAAGUCAGAUUGAAAGACUAAAACUGCUGGCCAUCUGUGGCACAAUAAAACAACAAGUGAAAAUGUCUUCUUUAAUGCAGCUCAGACAGUUUUAUGCAGAUGCCAGAGUUUGACACGUAAUGAUUUUUGCAGAAGUGCAGCAGCGUUUACGGCUGCAGGCUGAGGAACCUGUCUCUAUACGGUAACGCUCCACAGAGCAGGAUUCAAACUGUUAUUUUAGGAUGUGUCUGGGGUCAGUUUUUGGAUAAAUUGUGAUGUUAAGAGUUGCCUUUUUUAAAUUCUCUGAAGUUUUAAAAAAAAAUUGUGUAUUCAGCAGAAAUUACGCUGACAUGGAUUAUGCACAAACGCACCAAUCAGAGAUUUUGUGGCCAGUGUCUGAUCUGUGAUUUGUCAGAAACAACCUGAGGUGACAGGGCGACUCUUUGUCGCAUCAAACAUCCUUCAGUAAAAAUGAUUACAGCAUAUCGCAUUCAUACGAACAAAAUGUAAAAAUUAAGUAAUAAAAUUAUGAAAAUGUUUAUAACUUUACGUCAAUAAAGAGUGGUACAAAAAUA
This is a messenger RNA of Poecilia reticulata (guppy), 3702 nucleotides long. RefSeq names its product solute carrier family 41 member 3. Gene Ontology annotation, biological process: monoatomic cation transport. The record is from RefSeq and is a predicted model, not a curated record. Lineage: Eukaryota; Metazoa; Chordata; Actinopteri; Cyprinodontiformes; Poeciliidae. Gene Ontology annotation, molecular function: monoatomic cation transmembrane transporter activity. Gene Ontology annotation, cellular component: plasma membrane.